Cyclocybe aegerita is the source of this 2841-nucleotide messenger RNA. The record is from the annotation of a GenBank genome assembly. NCBI's taxonomy places the organism in Eukaryota, Fungi, Basidiomycota, Agaricomycetes, Agaricales, Hemipholiotaceae.
AUGUCUGUCAUUCUUUUGUUUCUCCUGGCCUCUUUUACGGCUACCACCUACGCCGCUUCCUCGGUCACCGUGGUUCAAGAUCUCAACCACCAGCUUCCUCUGGUCGCAAGGGUCAACCAGCCAUACUCCUGGACAUUUUCACCGUACACUUUCAGCGCUUCAGAUGGCCCUUUGAAAUAUACUACAUCUACACUCCCUGCUUGGCUUCUUUUCGACGAUUUAACUCAGACUUUCCAUGGAAUACCCUCAGCGAACGACACUGGCUACCCGGAGAUCACUGUUACCGCUCACGCUACGAGCUCGUCGACGUCUUCUAGAUUUACGAUAUGCGUCACGGGAGACUCCCCGCCUUCUUUGAAUUUGCCGCUGUAUCAACAAUUCAACUCGACCAGCAAAUCUUUAUCCUCUGUCUUCUUUCUACGGCCGGGUUCCGCAAUAUCUUCACCCAAUCCGACUCUUAGGGUUCCUCGGAAGUGGUCCUUCAGUGUCGGCAUCGAGAGCACUACGUAUGUCGACGGGGAUAGAGAUGUCUUUUAUGAACUUCGCAUGGCAAAUGGCUCCAACAUACCCGACUUCCUGAACUUCAACUCCCAGACAGUUGCGCUGGACGGUGUCGUACCUACUGCUGAUAAGAUCCCUCAACCAUCCCUCCUCCCGUUCUUGCUCUACGUGUCAGACCAAGAAGGCUAUAGUUCAACGACGGUGCCGUUCGAUAUCGUGGUGGCGGAUCAUGAACUCUCGCUGGAGACCGCGUCCCUUCCGACGAUCAACAUCACGACCGCGACCCCUUUUCUCGUCAGCUUGCUUUCGUCUGCUGAUUUCACCGGCGUUCUUGUCGAUGGCGGCCCAAUUCAGCCGUCGAAUAUAUCUACGCUGGAUCUCAACGUCUCGGGCUACAGCUGGCUGCAUUAUGACGCGCCUAGUCGCACCUUGUCUGGUACUCCCGGCAGCGAUGUUACUGGCUCGAGCCCUCUUCUUCCUGUGACUCUGACGACUAUCUUCAACCAGACGAUUAGGACGAACGUUUCUCUGGCGCUGGUGGAGUCGUACUUCGUGAUGCCUGAUUUGCCCUCUCUGCAUGUGAGUCCUGGCGAUCAAAUCCACUUCAACCUGGCACAGUGGUUCUCUACUUCUACCGCCAUUCCGGGACAUGAUAGCGCCAAUAUCACAGCGUCUUUCGACCCGAUUAUAACUGCGAACUGGCUGCGCUACGAUGACAACACCUCUAACCUCACAGGCACGGUCCCGCCGGAUUAUCAGUCCCCUUCGGACCAUGUGACGGUCACUUUCACGGCGUACUCUCGUGUUACACACUCGACCUCCCAUGCAACUCUCGCCAUCUACAUACCCUCCACCAAUAACACCCAAGCUAUUGUCCCUACACGUCCUAGCGGGCUCGAUGUCCAGGCGCAUAAACGGCUGGUUCUGGCCGUCGUGCUCUCCUUUGGGCUCAUUGGUGCUCUGGUUCUUCUCGUGGGCUUCUUCGCACUAUGCAGGCGCUGGGCGCGGGUCAAGGACACCGCCGUGUUGGGCGAGGAAGGGAGGAACGCCUGGAGCGAGAAGGACAGGCGGUGGUACGGCAUGACGCUCAGCCCUGGCGGCACAAGGGUGGUGGAGAGGACGCCGACGAAUCCGUCUGGGUCUGAGGACAGCCUGUCGCCGUUGACGCGGCCGCAGGAGGCGUUCCCGAACUAUGGCCUGGGCUUAAGGAGGGUCUCUGAACGGAGCCACCCGCAGGGCUCUCCUGGAGGAGAGGUGAUCAGCCCUGGAGUGCUGAGCAAGAAAGAGUUCCUGGCGAGGCUUAGAGAAACGGUGCGCAAGGUCAGCGGGAAGUACGAGCAGAGGCAGCGCGCGCUGCCGAAUAGGCCUAUGAUUGGGAAGCCUAUUCUCGUAGCGUCGACGAGAGGGCCUGAUCAGACCGACUCGAUGAUGCAGAACUCGACGUCCAAUCCGUUCGAGGAUGCGCCACUUGGUCAGCCUGGAAGCACGUUCAUGACUGGCUCGCCGUCCAACUCGACUGGAGAGCAUUCGAUUCCUAGGCGGCGACCCGACUUUGCUCCUCCCAAGAACAUGGCUCAGGUACACUUUGAUGACACGAGCUUCCUAGUACGACAGGUCUCUACGGGUUCGAUGGGCGCCAACAGCUAUCGCAGUGGAAAAAGUGGGCUUUCAGGAGAAUCUUUCGUAGAAGUACCGAUGGGCCCGCCUACCAAACCUCGACUCGUUCCGUUCACGAGUUCAACACGUGUUCCUGUCCCUCAGGCUACUGCUGUCGUGGUUGGGGCCCCAGGGGGCAACUUCCCGCCGAAACGCGUCGCAAGCCAGUAUGCUAAGGUGUGCAAGGUGGACUCUAAUGGUGAAAGCGUUGAAGAAGGCAUCAAGCUCAGCGGAACGAGUGACGAGCUUACGAUGGGGAUUCAUUACGUGCGCUCGCUUGGUGCGGAUCAGCUUGCGGUGAACACCAGCAGCCUCGGCGGCGGGUCUCCAGUCUUGUCGAACAUUCGAUCGUCUUUCACCUCUCUCGAGUCGUCUCAUCUUGGGCACAGGUCGGAAAAGGGGCCGAUGAAGGUCUUGGUCAGAACUGGAGAGAGGUUCAAGUUUAGGGUGCCUGUUGUCUCGACGGGUGGGAAGGGUAAAGGAUAUUAUGUGAAGCAGACUUCUGGUCAACCUCUGCCGAAGUUCAUUCACCCAGACCUCAAUGGUAUUGGGAACAAAGGGGUGCUGGAAUUGUCUGGGGUCGCAACCUUCAAGGACAUUGGGGACGUCAGCAUCGGUGUAUAUGCGGAGAAGGAUGGGGCCUGUGUGGCGACUGUGGUAAUAGAAGUCGUCGGGAAGCGUUAA